CGCUGCGACCAGCCCACCGCCAGGGAGCAGCCGAGCAAACGGCCAUGGGGCGCGAGGCUGCUGCGCCCAGGGUGCAAGUUUGUAGAUAUGUAGAUGAGAAAACCAAGAUGUAUCUUUGAGAAUGGAAGGCCUAUCCAGGUUUCUUCUUCGUAACCAAAUGUGACCCCAGCGGUGGAGUUUCCAGGAACGCCGAGGGAAGGUGAGAAGCACAUCGUUCCAAGGUCAUAGGUCCCUGGUCCACUGGCAGCUUGAGAGGAGGAGAGAAUGGAUGUUCACUCAGCCUUGGAGGGCACCAGGAUGAAAGGAGACAACCAUGAAGGAGCCACUAGACAAUUUUGCAAAUGCUUCUGAUUUCCCCAAUUAUGCAGCUGCUUUUGGAAAUUGCACUGAUGAAAAAAUCCCACUCAAGAGGCACUAUCUCCCCGUUAUUUACAGCAUCAUCUUCCUGGUGGGCUUUCCAGGGAAUGCAGUAGCAAUUUCCACUUACAUUUGCAAAAUGCGGCCCUGGAAGAGCAGCACGGUCAUCAUGCUGAACCUAGCCUGCACCGACCUUCUGUACCUCACCAGCCUCCCUUUCCUGGUUCACUACUACGCCAGCGACGAGAACUGGAUUUUUGGAGAUUUCAUGUGCAAGUUCAUCCGUUUUGGUUUCCAUUUCAACCUGUACAGCAGCAUCCUCUUUCUCACCUGCUUCAGCAUCUUCCGUUACUUCGUGAUCCAUCACCCCAUGAGCUGCUUUUGCAUUCACAAAACCCGGUGGGCCGUGGUGGCCUGCGCUACGGUGUGGAUCAUUUCCCUGGUGGCCGUCACUCCCAUGACUUUCCUGAUCACAUCAACCACCAGGACCAAUAACUCUGCCUGCCUUGACCUCACCAGUUCAGAUGACCUCACCACUAUCAAAUGGUACAAUCUAAUUUUGACUGCAACUGCCUUCUGCCUUCCCCUGGUGAUAGUGACACUUUGCUACACAAUGAUUAUCUGCACCCUAAACCGAGGACCUCAGACUCACAGCUGUGUUAAGCAGAAAGCUCGGAGGCUAACCAUUCUGCUACUUCUUGUGUUUUAUAUUUGUUUUUUACCCUUCCAUAUCCUGAGGGUCAUUCGGAUCGAAUCUCGCCUGCUUUCUGUCAGCUGCUCCAUUGAGAAUCAGAUCCAUGAAGCUUACAUCGUUUCUAGACCGUUAGCCGCCCUGAACACCUUUGGUAACCUGUUACUGUACGUGGUGGUCAGUGACAACUUCCAGCAGGCCAUCUCCUCCAUGGUGAGAUGCAAAGCAAGUGGGGACCUAGAGCAAGCAAAGAAAACCAGCUACUCAAACAACCCUUGACAUACUUCAUUUACUCAACCACAGAGAAAAGUUUGCUGAUGCUUCCUUCCCCUAUAAUUUCUAAGAAGUCCAGAAUAUCUCCCUCAGUAGAACUCAGUAAAUAUUGUGUAUUCAGGUAAUUAUGUGUCAAAAACCAGGACAGAACUGCCAGGACUUCUUUACAACCCAUUUAUUGAGAUCCUCCUUUGGGUAGACAUAAGAAUGGUAUGCAUGCAUAUCAGUAAAAGAUUAAAAUGUAAAAUUGGCACUAUUGGAACUCAAGGUCAUGUUGGAGAACACUUGCCUAGGUCUCUCAGUAAGUUAGGCCCAAGACAGGAGAAAGUCAGUUUUCACUCAUGGUUUCAUACUCCUUCAUACUAGGGCCUAUUUGUAUUGAACCUCAAGACAGUUCAAGGCAUUAUUUGUAUCUUUUUCAAUAUUCAUUUAUUUUACAUUUUAUAUUUUUAAACCUUUUCUUAAAACUUUGCUUUGAGGUUAUUAAACUAUGUUUUCACUAAGCUUUAGUCAGUUUUGUAGAUUAAAGCAAGUCAGUACCAUACACGAGAUAAUUCAAAGAUGUCAAUGCAAAUAACUGAAGCGAAUACCUGCAAAACAUUUGGGGUAUUAUAUCUUUACUGUUAUAGAUCAUUUUCCAAGAUGUUAUUAAUAUAAAAAUUAUCAAGUGUAUUAGUUAUCAACAUGUCCUGGGGAAGGAGGGGAACCUUUUGGGGAACAGAAGUACUUUUAAAUAUCAUGUAUAUAUUAGGUAUUAAAUAAAAUCUAACAUAUUUUUUACUUCUCUCAGUGGGUAAAUAUUUCAGGAAACACUAAUUCUCUUUAUAUACCUUUCUCUUUUGGGACUAUCAUGAAAAUAUGACUUCUAUUACAAUAGCUAAAGCUGUUUUUGAAUUGUGUGUGUGCUUAAUUAUCACUAAGUGUAAAUAUCUGAGAAAAUGCCUAGUCUGAAUAUUUUAAAACCUAGCAAAUGUGUUGAUAUAAUUAAUAAACUAAUUUUAAAAUCA
Molecule: messenger RNA, 2328 nt
Organism: Miniopterus natalensis
Lineage: Eukaryota; Metazoa; Chordata; Mammalia; Chiroptera; Miniopteridae
Gene: OXGR1
Product: oxoglutarate receptor 1
Biological process (GO): G protein-coupled receptor signaling pathway
Cellular component (GO): plasma membrane
Molecular function (GO): G protein-coupled receptor activity
Source: RefSeq, a predicted model, not a curated record